Molecule: messenger RNA, 1280 nt
Organism: Telopea speciosissima
Lineage: Eukaryota; Viridiplantae; Streptophyta; Magnoliopsida; Proteales; Proteaceae
Product: SNAP25 homologous protein SNAP33-like
Exons: 5
Coding region: 156-1079 (307 amino acids)
Cellular component (GO): SNARE complex; plasma membrane
Molecular function (GO): SNAP receptor activity
Source: RefSeq, a predicted model, not a curated record
GCGGUUUCUUUCAGAAUCUAAUGCACCUAUUAUGAAUAUUCACUUUAAUUUGCAUCAUAUUCAUCUCUAACAUUUCCUAAUUUAUUGAUCUUUUUCUGUUUCCAGGUUUCCAUUCUGAAUCUCUAUACAGAUCCCAUCUCUUUGGUUCUCCAAAAAUGUUUGGUUUUAUGAAAUCACCCUUGACUAAGGUUACUAAGCAAAACUCGGUUGACCCUGGAUUUUCUGCAUCAUCUGGUACUAGCCCUUUUGAUUCAGAUACUGAAUCUGAUUUGAAAAACAUUAAACCUGCAAGAAGAACUAGUUCUGAACCUACACUCAUUACACCCAAUUUCAAGUCCGACCUUUUAGAUGAAAACGAGGGAAGAGGAGUCUCUUCUUCUUCCUCAUCUUCAUAUUCUGUUACUCCCGCACAAAGAAACAAGUACAAGAAUGACUUCCGUGAUUCAGGAGGAUUGGAGAACCAGUCAGUGCAAGAACUGGAAAGCUAUGCCGUGUACAAGGCCGAGGAUACGACGAACACUGUCAACAGCUGCCUGAAGAUUGCUGAGAAUAUCAGAGAGGAUGCUACUAACACUCUGAUUACCUUGCAUAAGCAGGGUGAGCAAAUCACAAGGACCCAAAUGGCUGCUGCUGAUAUUGAUCAAGAUCUCACUCGGGGGGAAAAACUUCUCGGAAGUCUUGGUGGCAUGUUCUCUAAGACUUGGAAGCCAAAAAAGACCCGUACAAUUUCGGGGCCAGUGAUCUCAAGAGAUGACUCAUUCAAAAGAAAGACCAGUCAUCUGGAGCAGAGGGAGAAGUUGGGGUUGGCACCUGUACCCAAGGGACGGUCAAACGCCCAGCAGAAUGUUUCUGAACCCACAAAUGCAAUCCAGAAAGUUGAGAUGGAGAAGGCGAAGCAAGAUGAUGCCCUUUCAGAUUUGAGCAAUAUUUUGGGUGACCUCAAGGGUAUGGCCGUUGACAUGGGGUCUGAGAUUGAAAGGCAAAAUAAAGCUCUGGAUAAUCUUAAUGAAGAUGUGGAUGAGUUGAAUCACCGGAUGAAAGGUGCCAAUCAGCGUGGGCGUCGUUUGAUUGCGAAGUAAAAGAAUCUCCAGAUGAAAGGUGCCAAUCAGCGCAGGCGUCAUUCGCUUUGGAAGUAAAGCAAACGAAUUUCCAGAUGAAGUUGUCUGGCUUGCUUUGGACCUGUUCAUUGUACCUUAUUUCGGUUCGCAGAACCCCUCUCCCAGUCUUCUCUGUAACUUCAUGUUUACCAGCUGUUUUUGAUGAAUUUGAGUUCAAUUAUU